GUGGGGCAGUGGUUUUGGCGCCUGCCACAACGGCGGUUCUCGGGACUGGGAAUCGGGUGCUGUAUAAGCUGGCCCUCGUCCCGCUAAAGCGUUAUCCCUUCUUUCUAGCGCAGCUCGCCACGUUUGGGUAUGUGGUGGUGUACUUUUCCAUCCUUUAUGGCCGUUAUCAUGCCGGUAUUGUUACAGAUGAGAUGCUUUCUUUACCCAAGAUUCCAUUCAUGGCUGUAGGAUUGCUAGAGGCUCUUGGUGCAGUAUCAGGCAUGGCAGCUGGUGCUCUUCUAGCAGGGGCAUGGAUUCCGAUAUUAUCACAGACCUUCCUUGUCUGGCAACUUCUCCUGUCAUUCUUAUUUCUAGGAAGACGAUAUCGUGCCAACCAAGUACUUGGAUGCCUGCUUGUUUCUCUGGGUGUAAUAAUAACUGUAGCUAGCGGCUCUAGUUCCGGUCUUUCAUUGCAAAAUGUUGGGAUCUUUUGGAUUCUUCUAAUGAUUGCUUCGUUUUUAUUCCAAGCUGCUGACACCGUUUUAAAGGAAAAAAUAUUUUUGGAUUCGUCUAGAAGGUUGAAGGGUGGAUCCGUUGAUAUUUUUGUUGUGAACUCUUUCGGGUCUGCUUUUCAAGCCAUGUUCAUAUGUCUUCUAUUACCUUUUCUGUCAAACUUGUGGGGAAUUCCAUUUUCUAUGCUACCGACAUAUAUUAAAGAUGGGGGAGCAUGUUUUCUCAAUAUAGGAGAACUGGCAAGCGGAUGUGAAGGAGCGCCAAUGUUACCUCUGUUAUUUGUUGUGGUUAACAUGGCUUUUAAUAUAUCAAUGCUACAUUGUCUUAAGAUCUCUUCUGCUGUGGUGUCUAGCCUUGCCUCGACUUUCUCAGUGCCUCUCUCCAUCUACGCCUUCACGCUUCCACUGCCCUUCAUAGGCACGCCAUCCCCACUGCCGACCGGAUUCGUGUUGGGCGCGGCUGUCCUCAUCGUCGGACUUCUCAUCUACACAUGGACUCCUUCACCGCCGCCGAGACCAACCACCACCCUGCCACCGGAAACAAUACUACCUCACCGCUAAAGGAAAAGAGUGUGAGUGAUCAACCCCCUCUCAGUCACAUUCUUUUCUUUUCCCUUACUGAAUAUUCAUGCAUAUCCAAUGCCUCAUCAGCGCAUAUCUCAUUGCCUCUUCUGCUGAAAUUUUCUCUGCAUUUGUUCAAUAAACGUGAGGAUAGACUGAGAGACAUCUCGUUAAAAUUUGAAGUAAAGUUAAUCAUUUUCACAAUUCUAACAGAUUCGAGUGAUGAGGGAUAUAUGAUUUACUCAUGUGGGAAGUGGGAUGUUAGAGUGAUGUCUGUCGUGAUUACUUUGUGAGGGAGGAAACAAAGGAUGAGGAGGAGAAGCAUAAUGGCUAAGGGGACGAAGAGGAUGAGCAGCGGCGGGGGUGGUAAUGGCGGCAGCACGAGCGGCAGAAGCACGAGUGCGGCCGUGAGAGCCACCAGCACCAGCACUGACCAUGCCUUGAAGUAUUUUUUCAUCAAUCUCUCUGUCUCUGUGUCACCAGCUUCCCCUUUCUUUCUUCUAGCCUAGAAAUAUAUACGCUCAAGUUCCCAAGCAAAUUGUUUCUAUAUAUAUCCGCGCAUAGAUGCGGCAUAUAAUGAGAUUGUACUGUAUGUCCCCAUAUAGACUUGGUGUUGAUUCGAGGGGAUUUUCUUCAGAUCAAUUGGGAGUGAGAAACUGAU
Molecule: messenger RNA, 1713 nt
Organism: Phalaenopsis equestris
Lineage: Eukaryota; Viridiplantae; Streptophyta; Magnoliopsida; Asparagales; Orchidaceae
Product: protein CLT1, chloroplastic-like
Exons: 10
Coding region: 192-1052 (286 amino acids)
Source: RefSeq, a predicted model, not a curated record